Messenger RNA from Hevea brasiliensis (rubber tree), 1302 nucleotides. RefSeq names its product 50S ribosomal protein L21, mitochondrial. Gene Ontology annotation, biological process: translation. Gene Ontology annotation, molecular function: RNA binding; structural constituent of ribosome. The transcript is spliced from 5 exons. NCBI's taxonomy places the organism in Eukaryota, Viridiplantae, Streptophyta, Magnoliopsida, Malpighiales, Euphorbiaceae. Gene Ontology annotation, cellular component: ribosome. The record is from RefSeq and is a predicted model, not a curated record. The coding region runs from base 157 to 972 and encodes 271 amino acids.
AAUAAUUUUAAGAGCUUAAGCAAGGCUUUUGCAAAAAAAUAAAAAAAUAGAAAAGCGCUCAAAAACCUGUUCCAGGAGUGCUAAACCCUAAUGUAAUGCCCUGCACUAGCUGAGCUCGGUUAGUCACGCGUUCGUCAACCUGCAUCACCAGCAGCCAUGGCGCAGAGACGGUGUCUCCACACCCUAACCCGUCAAGCCAUAGCUCUCCUCUCUUCAAACCCUACCACACUGUAUCACCCUUGCAAAGUUGCAGCUUCUUUCCCGAACCUUAAUUCUGUCAAAGCCCUCCUCAUCUGCAAAUCCUCUCACGUUUUCACCAAAGCUGACUCCAUAUGGUGUUCCUUCUGGCCUUACCACCAUCGUCGCUAUUUCUCGUCGGAUUCUCGCGAUGAAAGCGAAAAUGAUGACGAAGAUGAAGAGACGGCGGGAGAGGAUAGCGAUGGAGAGGAGGUAAAGGGUUCUGAUUUGAAGAGAGAGUACACGGCGGAGGAGAAGGAAGAGGAGGCUGCCGCUAUUGGCUACAAAGUAGUUGGACCACUCCAGAAGUCCGACCUGGUCUUUAAACCAUACGAGCCUGUUUUCGCCGUUGUUCAGAUUGGUUCUCACCAAUUUAAGGUGAGCAAUGGGGAUUGCAUUUUCACCGAGAAAUUGAAAUUCUGUGAAGUAAAUGACAAGUUGAUUUUGAACAAGGUUCUCUUGUUAGGAUCAAGCUCUCAAACAAUUGUUGGCAGGCCUACAGUGCCAGAUGCAGCUGUUCAUGCAGUUGUUGAGGAGCAUGCCUUAGAUGCAAAAGUAAUUAUCUUCAAGAAGAAGAGAAGGAAGAAUUACCGCCGAACCAAAGGACAUCGCCAGGAACUGACUAAGUUGAGAAUAACUGAUAUUCAAGGAAUUGAGAAACCUGAAAUGAAAGUUGAUCCAAAGCCUAAAAUGUCAGGUGUUAAGCAACAAGAAAAGAUUGCAGUUGCUGCUUAGGAGGGAUUUUCCUCUGACCGAAUGUCGAUAACAAUGGCUUCCCAUGCUUAUAAUUGCAGAGGUGCAACUCUCUGAUGCUACUUGAUGGGCAUCAUUUCAUUCCUGAUUUAUCAAGUGUACAUUUAGGGUAUCAUAGGAGGCAGAAAAUUGUCAUUUUACCAGAUACCUUUUGUAGGAUUGGCAUGCUGGAAUAUGUUAUUUCUCCUCAUAAAAUUUUUGUAAUACUAGUUAGUUUAUUUGUAUUUACUACUCUACUCAUGACACCUCAGUACUUCGAUCUUGUUCUUGAUAGAAUAAUUCAUAAGGAUUAAUCUGUUAUUACUUGUUGCA